Petromyzon marinus (sea lamprey) is the source of this 2970-nucleotide messenger RNA. It is a transcript of the gene NANP, whose product is annotated as N-acetylneuraminic acid phosphatase. Gene Ontology annotation, biological process: dephosphorylation; N-acetylneuraminate biosynthetic process. The record is from RefSeq and is a predicted model, not a curated record. Gene Ontology annotation, molecular function: N-acylneuraminate-9-phosphatase activity. Lineage: Eukaryota; Metazoa; Chordata; Hyperoartia; Petromyzontiformes; Petromyzontidae.
ACGCGACGUAAUCACUUCCUCUUUGAGCGGGCUCACAAUGCGCAGUGCACAUAAGAGAGGCCGUCUCAAUGUCACGGAAUUCAAAUUGACACAGCGCACCGGCAUAGCGCGGGGGGUGCUUACGGCUUGUGUGGGUGGAGCGGGAGCCUCACUGCGGCCAGGAGGAGGAGGAGGAAGCAGCAACAGGAGCAGCAGCAGGAGCAGCAGCAGGAGACGACUGCGAGAAAGAUGGACCACGUAGAGGCAAUCAUAUUCGACCUGGACAACACUCUGGUGGACACGCAGGGAGCGGAUGUCAAGGCGUACGAAAAGAUCCGCAAGUUGCUGCAGUCGGAGCGUCCGGGCCGUGACCCGGAGCCGGUGGUGUCUCACUUCCGCCGCGCACUGGCGCUCAUGCCCAGCGACCCCAACGCGUCCUUCCCGUCCACGGACGCGUGGCGCAGGGAGUUGUGGGCCCGCGCCCUGCUCGCCGACCUGCCCUCCGACCCCGUGGCCGCCGCCGCACUGGCGCCCGCCUGCUUCGCGCUGUGGAACACGACGCGCCUGCAGAACAUGCGACUGAGCGAGGCGGCGCACGCCAUGCUGCUGAGGCUGCGCGCGAGCGGCCGCUACCGCCUGGCGCUGCUCACCAACGGCGACGGCGCCACGCAGCGCGCCAAGGUCGAGGCCUGCGGCUGCGCGGAGCUCGUGGAUGUCGUGGUGUUCGCCGGCGAGCUGCCCGAGGAGAAGCCGGCGCCCUCGGCGUUCCACGCGUGCUGCGGGCUGUUGGGCGCCAGCCCCUGCCGCUGCGUCAUGGUGGGAGACAGCCUGGAGUGCGACGUCCGCGGGGCGCAGGCGGCCGGAUUCGCCGCCGCCGUGUGGGUGCGCGGCUCGGUGGCCCGAGAGACGAUCGUCGACAGGGACGGCGGCGAGGGAGAUGGAACGCGCUGCCGCAGGUUCCCGGUGCGCUCCGUCGUGGAGCUGGAGGACGUCCUGCGGGAGUUGGAAGCGGGGACGCCGCGGCCGUGAGCUGUCGCCGGAGGUCAUGGGUCUCGGUUUGCCGACCCGCGAGCUGCGACGGACGGUGCGUGUGUCACAGUUUGCGGUGUUGAGUCGUUAUGGGGCAGACAAAGCGGUCAUGCGUUCUAAUUCCGCUGACUUGUUUUUUUUUAUCCUCACCAUUGAGCUUGCAUAGGUGCGACCACCACCAGCAUUAAACAGGUUCAUUAGGGCUGCGGUGCUACACUGUGGGCAGCAGAGGGCGGCGCGACGAUAGCCAUUGCUGUAUUGUACUCCCACGUGUGUGUUCCUCACGUUCUAUCAACUCGCAUUGACCAGCUUGGUGACGUGGGGUCAAGUAAUAAGCCACAUGACCCGCUUGCUGUGGGGAGUCCCUCUUAUUUCGUUUUGGAGCUGGCCGGAUUGGUGGUGUGGUUGAACGUGGUGGUGUGGUUGGACGUUGUGGGUCAAUUCAAAUCGUGGCCUGGGGCCAACUCAGCCCAUCGUUGCAUCACGGCCGAUACUUUGUGUGGUAAUUCAAGUGGCCAUGGAGAGACUGUGACCCCCCUCCAUAGGAAUAUGGAAUUUCUACCACUGGCUCAGGGUUUUUAAUGGACAUGACUACUGACUGUCCCUAGGCUCAUUCAAAGCGAACCGAGGAUCUCGAUGGUGCUGGCUCAAGACUGUGGCACGGGCUUUCGCAACGGCACCCUCAGCCACCCAGCCAUGUCCACAUACAAAGCAAUAAUGCGCCUCCUCCCGACCCAGUCACCCAGCAACCGAGCUGAUUUGUUUCUCUUAACGUGUAACGUAGCCGUUGGUUGAAUAGUUUUCAACCGUAGUCUUUGUGUGUGUUCAUGUUUGUGUGCUCAUCGGUACGUGUUUGUGCAUCUGCUUCAGAGCUAAGCUAUCCGAUUACAUAAAUUAAUGAUUACGACACCUUUUAUCGAUUUAAUUACUAAUUGGAUGGCACGAAACUAUUUUGGGGGGCGGUGGUUGAAAGUUUCAACUCUUACUAUCAAGUGCUGUUGGACGGGAGGUGAUGGAUGGGCUUUGGUGAUGGCAUUGGCACCAUCAACCGCGCCACGCUAAGCGUGGCCUGGAGGGGGUUUCCUGCCUUCAGUCGGUACGUCGUUGGGGAGGUGCAGGUAAUGAACCACGUAUAAAGUAGUCGAUGGAAAUGUUACAUUCGCCAUGACCGACUUAAUCGAAUGGCCCAUCCCACGUAGAGCUUUUAUUGUACACUGGUGUCGAUCACAAAUUAAAUUGUUCUGAAGCAUCAAGCCACUCCUAAACUGUCACGUGACCCACUGCUUGCUCUUCUGCUCUAGCGUUCAAAAGGCCACGUGAAGGUUUUGCAGAGCCCUCACUGUUGUAAAGAUUUACUCGAGAAACCACUUGCACAAUGUGGCUUUUGUCUCGGAGGAGGAGGAGGUAGUUACCCAUUCACAAUUUGGGAGAUUUUACCAUUUUAGUAGUAGCUGAUUUUUAGGUGCUUAAUUAUAGAUAUUUUUUUUUUCACAGAGCUUCCAAUUUGUAUUAUGAAUAAACACGAAUUGUGUGGGUGGUUUUUGUAGCAAGUGGGGGGAGUGGGGAUACUCUUUCACCAAGUGUUGUAACAUUUAGAAUGGGCGACUACCUCCUACUUCCCUGCAAGUGUGUCCAUGUUGAUCGCUAUCCUAUAGGCCUACCAUAUAUAUACACACAAUCGAGGCACAUAUACCGUGGUUAAUGUACAUGUAGCAACUAAAAUGGCAUUCUUAAUUGUAUUGAAGAUUUUGGGCUAUAAAAAUUUAUGGUGUAAAAAAAAUUUGGUACUUUUAAUAUAAUUCCGUGGUUUCGUACCACAAUCGAUUUUAAAGUAUUUUGCUAUUGUCGUUGGGGAAAGUCCCGUGCAUGAACUUGUAACAUAAAACACGGCCGUAAUGAAAACUGCGACGGUAGAAUACCGGACAUUCGUGAAUAAAAACACAGUUUGUAUUUUGCACAUGA